Molecule: messenger RNA, 559 nt
Organism: Contarinia nasturtii (swede midge)
Lineage: Eukaryota; Metazoa; Arthropoda; Insecta; Diptera; Cecidomyiidae
Gene: mRpL42
Product: 39S ribosomal protein L42, mitochondrial
Exons: 1
Coding region: 9-467 (152 amino acids)
Cellular component (GO): mitochondrial large ribosomal subunit
Source: RefSeq, a predicted model, not a curated record
GCUGUCAAAUGAUGGUUUAUUCGGUGUGUUCAAAGUUAUAUUGCGGAAAAAUGGCAGCAUUACGGCUAAAAAGUGUGAAAAACGUAACAAAAUGCCUUUUAAGUGGCAAUUUUUGUACACAAAUUCGACAAAAAUCAACGAAAUUAUUGACAACGGCCGUUGAAUCAUUGAGCACCGUUGAAAAGGUGGUGACAACCAGUGAUGGCAGCACAUUUGUUGCCUGGCAUCCAACACAUGAUUUUCCAUAUGAAUUUUCAAAACCAUUGCCACCAUUGAAUCAAAUUCCAGCCAGUACACUGAUGAAAGAAGAAUCCAUUCAACGAGCCAUGGAAGCGUUCGGUUCAAAACAUCCAGAAAUUGCACGUCUAGAGCUCAUGAAACUAACCAAUACGUCAAAACACACCUGGAAGCCCAGACAACGUGACCGAAAAGCAAAGAAAACACAACCAGACCGAGAAUAUUUAUAAAUACAUGCAUUUAAUUUGUAUUGCUUUUAUUUAGUGCUAAAAAAAAAAAACAAAUAGAAAAAUACCGCAAAUAAAAUUCAGAUCAAUUUACA